AAGCCGCGGCUGGGUGGACGUUAGCGGAGGCGCCAACUUUGAAAAGCGCCGCUGAGCCUUGAAGACUGGCUUCUGGCAUGGUCGCUGCACAGCCCAGCGCGAUGGCCACCCCCUCGCCGGAGGCUCUGGACGCCUUCAAGUACAGUGACCUGCAGAACUUGGCUAAGAGACUGGGCCUGCGAGCGAACCUGAGGGCUGACAAGCUGUUAAAAUCUUUAAAAGCCCACCUUGAACAUAAAGCAAGUAAAGAAAAUGAGAGUGAGGAUGAAAAAUCCUCAUGUGAUAAGGCAGAGAUGCAAAUAAUCAGUCAGGAAGAGGCUAAAAGGGAUUCUGUUGGUUAUGUCACCAAAAAAAGAAGGCAGAGGACACUCCAUGAGAACACUGAGUCCCAGGAUAAUUCAGAGAUAAAAAUAAAUGAUCUCAAUGAAUCCCAAAGUCAAGAUACCCAGGAGCUGAGUACUGCUGCAAAGGUCCCAUCUCCAUCAGAUGAGAGCCAAGAAAAUGAGAAUGCAGUUUUCUCAGUAAAAAAUGGAAUAAGUGGUAUGCCAGGUAAUAAAAACUCAAAGAUGCCUUCAGAAAGAAAGAAUCCACUCUACAUAGAUAAGUUUUCCAAACAUGGAAAAAGCAAAAGAACUGCAAGCACUACACCAAAUUUUAAGAAACUUCAUGAGGCUCAUUUUAAGGAAAUGGAGUCCCUUGAUCAAUAUAUUGAGAGAAAGAAGAAACGUUUUGAAGAUUACAAUUCUUCUAAUGAAGUAAAGAAGCAACCAGUUGCUAAAGGUGUGGUAGCAACUCCAGUUUCUCUGAGAAGCCGCUCCAUUAUUGGUACUCCUGACAGUCGGCUGGGUUCACAAGGCCAGCAUCGAGCCACUGCUGGCCAGAGCACCUCAUGUAUGAAGGGACCAGUAAGAUGCUCUGUUCUCUCAGCAGCUAAAAUGAAUGUCAGGUUUUCAGCAGCUACUAAAGAUAAUGAACAUAAACGUUCACUGACCAAGACUCCGUCCAGAAUGUCUCCACAUGUGACCACAUCUUGGAGUACCCCAAAAAGCCAGACUAUGCUCAGAACACCUAAGUUACAGAACACAAGAGGAGAGUCUACUACUGUUUAUGCCCCAUUCAAAUUCACUGCUGCGACAUUGCAGACACCAACUUCCCAUAGGAAGCCAGUGUUUGAUCUUCAAGCAAGUUUGUCUCAACCUCUCAGCUAUGAACCACAUAAAGGAAAGUUGAAACCAUGGGGAAUAUCUAAAGAAAAUAAUUCUCUCAAUGAGCAUGUAAACAGAGUUAACUUCCUUAAGAAGACUUAUAAACAACAUUGUCUUCAGUCCAGGGAAGAACAACGGAAGAAACAGGAGCAGGAACGGAAGGAGAAAAAAGCAAAGAUAUUGGGAACUAGAAGGGGACUCACCAUAGCUAAAAAUUAACAUCCUACAAAUUCUGAACUUCUUUGUGAAUAAUUUUUACUGUCUUCUCCAUUUUACUAAAAAAAAAAAAAAAAAAAAAAAAAAUCUCUUCUACUCUUACCUUUGUCAUAUGUGUUGUCACUGGACUCUUCAUAUGCUGUACCUCUGAAGACAUUCAUAACUUAAAAUUCAUUUAUUGUUCUUUGAAGUGAUUGUUAUAUAAAUCCAUGUAACUCUGUUUUCUAAUGAAAUCUAUCCUUAUAGAUUAAUGGCUUAGAUUAUUUUGUGUGUGUGCAGUUCUCUCUGCUGGCUGAACAGCAUUAUCAAUAAUUAGUUAUUAAUUAAUAAUGAUGCUGAACAUUAACAUAACUAAUUCUCUUUUAGGCAAAAGCAUUUACCUAAUGGUAAUUACUUAUGCCACAAGCUUUGGUAGAAAUUUAGCAAUGCUAGGAUAAGGUGUGAGAGAAAGGGUACCUUUUCAUUCUCUAAAGAAUUUAUACUCUUCAUGAAUCUAUACUGAUGGAUCAGUAGAUUGCCUAGGCCAAGUGUUCUGUUUAAACUUAUGAGUAAUUACCACCUAGGACACAUGAUAGUCCUUUUUUUUUUUUAAAUCCUUUAUUAAAGGAUUGAGAGGGGGAUAGAGAGGGAAAAAGACAGAAAGACACUUGCAGCCCUGCUUCACCACUUGUGAAGCUUUACCCGUACAGGCUUGAACUGGGACUUUGCACACUCUCAUGUCCAACUAGGUGCACCUCCACCUGGCCCUCAGAUUAUAUUCUUGUUAUGCAAUGGCUAGGAGAGGCCUCUCCCACCAUUAGGUUAUAACUAUGGAAUUCUGUAAAAAAUCUUAAAAAUUAUUGAAUUGUAUACUUAAAGCAGGUGAAAUUUAUGUUGGUUAAUAAUAUUUCAAUAAACGUCAUUAAAUUUUUUAAAUUAA
Molecule: messenger RNA, 2340 nt
Organism: Erinaceus europaeus (western European hedgehog)
Lineage: Eukaryota; Metazoa; Chordata; Mammalia; Eulipotyphla; Erinaceidae
Gene: NUSAP1
Product: nucleolar and spindle associated protein 1
Exons: 11
Coding region: 78-1424 (448 amino acids)
Biological process (GO): establishment of mitotic spindle localization; mitotic chromosome condensation; mitotic cytokinesis
Cellular component (GO): mitotic spindle; microtubule; nucleolus
Molecular function (GO): microtubule binding
Source: RefSeq, a predicted model, not a curated record